Messenger RNA from Chilo suppressalis (striped riceborer), 869 nucleotides. The record is from the annotation of a GenBank genome assembly. Lineage: Eukaryota; Metazoa; Arthropoda; Insecta; Lepidoptera; Crambidae.
AUUCGAUUCUCGGUUGUAUUGUUAUUUUUUUACUUAAUUUCCAAUGUGAUUAAAUGUUUUAUAAAUUCGAAAUGUGGUGAAGCUUUUUAUGAAUCUUAUUUACCUAAUACUCACAGUUUAUUAAUUAUUAAUAAUCAUGUCGCAAGAACUUGUAGAAAUGGCAAUUGAAUACAUUGGGCCAGACAAUAUGUUGAUUCUAGAACCAUUAAAAGAUCACAAUUAUCACACGUCAUCUCAGAGUGGAGCUGAAAUAGAGACCAACACUAAAACCAGGUCAAGGAGAAGAGACAGUACAACUCUACCAAAAAUCAGAAAACUGACGGCUCUGCACAACUGCAAACUCUGUGGUUACAGCACAAUGAAAAGGGAUGUCAUCGAAGCCCACAGAGAAACGCACAAGACCAUAAAACCUGGAACCAAGUACAAAUGUUGUGAUACCUGCAACGUCAACAAGAAGGUUCCCGUUGGAUACCACAAAUGUCCUCAGUGUAACUUUACCGCUAAAACGACAAGCAGCCUCAAAAUUCACAUGCACAUACACGAAAAAGGAACUGCAUACAAAUGCACCGAGUGCAGCUUCCUGGGCAGGGAUCUAAAGGACCUGGCGAAUCAUUACAAAACCGCGAAGACCUUUUGCGACCUAUGCACGUUUUCUAGUCAUUUAAAAGAUAAGCUGCUGGCACACCAAAAGAUGCACAGCAAGGAGAAACAGUUGGUCGGUUGUAGCACAAAAUAGAUGGUGCAGAAGGUAAUCUCAUGUAUGUAUACAGGUGUUACAGAAUUCCGAAAUAAAAUUUGUAGGUAUGUAUUCCGAAAUAAAAAAUUGUAGGUAUCUGAGCGGGGCGCAGGGACGCCUGGGGGAGAGAGGG